Messenger RNA from Cladophialophora yegresii CBS 114405, 3183 nucleotides. RefSeq lists its product as uncharacterized. The record is from RefSeq and is a predicted model, not a curated record. Gene Ontology annotation, biological process: lipid metabolic process; phosphatidylinositol-mediated signaling. Lineage: Eukaryota; Fungi; Ascomycota; Eurotiomycetes; Chaetothyriales; Herpotrichiellaceae. The transcript has a single exon. Gene Ontology annotation, molecular function: phosphatidylinositol-4,5-bisphosphate phospholipase C activity; calcium ion binding. Bases 1 to 3183 code for a protein of 1060 amino acids.
AUGACUCAAAGCCCAUAUAUCAGCUCUAUCCAGUCUUCUCCCCUGGUGUCCCAUCCAAUCUACCAGCUGCCCCAGCUCGGAAAUCCAGCCCCAUUCGACUUGGGUGAGAGUCUUGUUUCUACCCAUGCAUUUCCUUCUCCACGAGAACCCUCCACGGGCUCCAAGUCUGUCGGGAUUAUGCGCAAGCUCUCGCAAAGCGCCAAAGAUGGCGUUUCCUCUGCUCGGCAGACGCUGCGCAGAAAAGCCUCCUCAUCAGCACAAUCUCGCCGCGACGAAAGUACCGGUCCCAUCACCAGACGCCGCAGCGACAGCAGGACGGCAAUGGCAACCGGUCAUCUCGCCGAUGCUCCGGCUGUGGACGUCCUACCUCUUGAAUUGCACACAGGCCUGGGCCUGUACGGUGAUGCAAUGAGCAUAUCCAGCGAGCCGACGACCUUGGCAGACGCGAGUCCUGAGGGCCAAGCUCCCUGUGUGCCGGAGAGACUGGUGGCAGGAUGCUUAUUAACGAAAAUCACCAAGAAUAAAAUGCAGGAGAAGAUGUUCUUCAUGGACGUGGAAGGCUCGCGUGUAUCGUGGAAGGGUGCAGUAACAACCAAAACGUUUCACAUUGACAACAUCAAGAGCAUCCGCAGUGGUGAGGUAGCUGCGAGCUACCAGCAUGAGCUUCGAGGGGAAGCCGUCGACCCUGGCCUCUGCUUCACAGUCAACUACGCAACCUCAGAUUCUUCGAAGCAGGUCAAAACUCUGCAUCUUGUCGCUCACGAUUAUCAUGACCUUCGACUCUGGGUCGAUACCCUGGAGAGUCUGGCCAAGCAUCGAGAGGAGUUAAUGACGAGCAUGAUUGGCUCAACAGAGCGUGAGUCAGUCAUACGAGCCCACUGGGAGAAUGAAAUGGCAAAGCGAACUGCUAGGCAGGACAGUAUCAAACCUGACGGCUUGGACUUCCAUGCAAUCCAGACCCUUUGCCGAAAGCUACAUAUCCAUAUCCCUGACAAGGAGAUAGAGGAGCAUUUCAAGUCGGUCGAUGUCAACACGUCAAACCUUCUGGAUUACAAUCUCUUCAGAGAGUUCCUCAGACGCCUUCGAGAAAGGAGCGACGUCAAGAAGAUCUUCGAUAGUUUGAAAGGCGCCAACUCCAAGGGCAUCCCACGAUCGCAGUUCAUCGAAUUUCUCAAGCGUGAUCAGGGAUUCGAUAUGCAUGCGCUUGCAGAUCCGCUUCACUGGGAGGAGAAGAUUAACGACCUUAUAUCUAUGUCCUUCCCUGAUGACCCGGCCAUGCGAGCAUUGGAGCUCAUUGACGCCAACGUGUUUGCGUCCUUUCUCGUCUCAAAAGACUGUCACGUCUACUCCAGCCCCGAGGAACCUGUUCCGGUCUUCGACCGGCCACUGAGCGAAUACUUCAUCUCAAGUUCACACAAUACCUACCUGACUGGGUGGCAGGUCGGGGGCACCGCCUCUGCCGAAACAUACAUCACGGCCUUGCGUCACGGCUGCCGCUGUGUUGAAAUUGACUGUUGGAACGGUCCGGAUGGGAACCCGAGGGUGACCCAUGGUCAUACCCGGACCAGUUCUGUGCCUUUCUCGGACUGCAUCAAUGCCAUCCAGAGAUGUGCAUUUGACGUUACCCCUUAUCCAUUGAUCAUAUCCCUCGAAGUGCAUUGCGACCCUGAGCAGCAGGCCAAGAUGGUGAAGAGUAUGAAACAUGUGUUUGGGGAUCGGCUCCUCCUUUACCCAUUGCCCGGCUUCGAUGGCCAACUGCCUUCCCCCGAGGAUCUCAAGCACAAAAUACUCAUCAAGGUCAAAUCCACAGAGCUCCAUGCUGACCUUGCGGCUUCCCGUCUUCCUAUUACUAAAUCCCGCGAUCGAAGUGCGAGUUCGCCGAAUAGGGGAAUAGCCUCCCCAGUAAGCUGGACACUCCUCAACGCACCUUCAGUCACAAGUUCCUUACUCAUCACACCGCCAGAAACCAUCUAUUCUCCAACUGAUCGCUCAGUCACGGCAACAAGCGCCAGUAGUGCCGAUGAGGAAAGCGACGCUCCGGCAAUCUCGCCAUCUACUGCUGAUAGCCAGUGCCGGCCACCGAAGCCAAGUAAAGUUGGUCCUCAGUUGUCUGCUCUGGGCGUAUACCUUAAGGGUUACAGCCUGCGUGACGCCAAAGAUCUUUCUUUCCAGCAAUACAAUCACAUCUUCUCCCUCAACGAGAACCGAGCUAUUGAACUCUGUCGCUCGCCCGAGGACAAGGCCAUGUUCGAAGACCACAAUCUCCAUCAUCUGUGCCGAGUAUAUCCCAAGACGCUGCGUUUCCAAUCAUCCAACUUUGACCCCAACACAUUCUGGAGAAGAGGGGUGCAGAUGGUUGCGUUGAACUGGCAGACCUUCGACGCCCAUAUGCAGAUGAAUCAGGCAAUGUUUGCCGCCGGCACUGAUGCAUAUGGUUAUGUCUUGAAGCCGGCUUACUUGCGCAAGCCUCGGACCAAGCAGGGUGAGUUUGAGCAUCGCGUGAAGCUCCCUCGCUACAGAAUCAGCUUCUCGGUCCAAGUCAUCUCCGCCCAGCAAUUACCUCGGGCCGCCAAUAUGGGCAGAGAUACCCCUUUGAAUCCAUUCAUUGAAGUCCAGAUGUUCAGCGCAGAGGACCGUGCCCGGGGGAUAGCGAAUGGUACUGGUGGCACAGAGACCUACUCCAAUGGCUAUCAUGGCAUCGGGUCGCCCUACCGCCGCCAAACGCAGAUCCGUUUUGGCAAUGGUUAUAAUCCUCAGUUUGGUGAAAACAUCGAACUGUCCCUGGAGACGAAAUACCCCGAACUUGUCUUUGUUCGUUUCAUAGUGCUGAACUCCGACGAUGGCAGACGCACAGGCAAAGGAAUCCGACAGCUUGCGGCUUUCACAGCAAAACUCGACAGCCUCCAGAAGGGAUACCGACACAUUCCCUUGUUUAAUGGACACGGGGAGGAAUUCAUUUUCUCCACGCUGUUCUGCAAGAUUGUGAAGCAGGAGCCGAAGUUGAUGCCAUGGUCACUUCAGGACGUCACAGGACGGACGUCCAGACCUAGUGUGCUUCGAGGCAUUCUUUCACGUGGCCUAUCGAGUGAUCGCGGCAGAGAGCGAUUGUCCAGUGGUGAGGACGUGCGUGCUGCCCAAGCCAGGCUAAAUCGCGAGAUCGAAGAGAGAGUGACCAGAAAAUGA